AUGCUCAAAUCCCUCCCGCCUUCCGUACCCUCCAAAAUCCUCUUCAACCUCAUCAAAUCCGCCCAGAAAGACCCCAAACUCCCACCUGCAAAUCCAACUUCCGCUUUCUGGCAGGAACCUCCCUCUUCCAUCUCCACAAUCCAAUCCCCAACCUUGCCAACACAAACCGACUACGCCAUCAUCGGCUCCGGCGUAACCGCCUGUUCCGUAGCCCACAAUCUCCUCUCUCAACUCCCACCGGACUCAAAAUCUACAGUCACAAUCUUCGAAGCCCGAAGCCUCUGUUCCGGUGCAACGGGUCGCAAUGGAGGUCACCUGCUGAGUCCGAUUCCCGAGGAGUUUUGUAAUGAAUUCAACCUCAAAUCCCCCAUCGGCGCAAUCCAAACCCCAGCCGGCGCAUUCUGGCCCUACCGCCUCAUAACAGGCCUGUACUCCCUCCUCCUAACCCAAUACCCCACCCGCUUCUCCAUCGACACCCGCACCCCCAUCACUGUCAUCACCCACUCCCCCACCACCAACCCCACUCACCCUUACACUCUCACCACCCCCCGCGGCCCCGUCCACGCCACAAAAGUAAUCCACUGCACAAACGGCUGGGCCGGGCACCUCCUCCCGGGUAUGCGCGGAAAAAUCUACCCCAUCCGGGGAACCAUGUCCGUGCAAUCCCCCUCCCCUUCCUUACCCCGUGAAGGCGGGGAGAAGUCCUGGUCUACGAUUGAUAAAACGACUUACGACCCGAAAGACGGGAGUUUCAGUUAUGGAAUGUAUUAUAUCACGCAAAAUGCUCAUACGGGAGAUGUGUUCAUCGGAGGAGAGAAACAGUCUCUUGAGGAAAUUUUGACCGCGGACGAUUCUGGUGUGUCGAGCAUUUCCAAGUCCACGCUGGAAAGUGUCCUGCCGUCGAUAUUCGCGACGGGAUGGAAGGAGGGAGAAAGUCCGGAGGUCAAGUCCCUCUGGUCUGGCGUUUUGGCGUUUACACCGGAUCAACUCCCUUGGGUGGGGAAGGUGCCCAAGUCCGUGACAGGGAGGGGAGGGGAUGGAGAGUGGGUUGCUGCGGGAUUCAAUGGGUAUGGUAUGCCGCUUUGUUGGGGAUGCGGGGAAGCGGUGGCGGGGAUGUUGCUUGGCAAGGAGAGGGAGGUGAGAGAGUGGUUACCACGGAGUUUCGAGACGACGGGGAGGAGGUUGGGGAGUUUGUUUUCCACGCCGGAAGCGGGGGUGGUGGGUAUGUUGGGCGUGGAGCUGGGGUGGGUUCUGAUGGGACGACUAGUUGUGGGGUGGUUGGCGAGGGUUGUGAAGGGGUGGGUAUCAUCUCGCCUUGGUGGAAAGUAA
Zymoseptoria tritici IPO323 is the source of this 1329-nucleotide messenger RNA. RefSeq lists its product as uncharacterized. Gene Ontology annotation, molecular function: oxidoreductase activity. The coding region runs from base 1 to 1329 and encodes 442 amino acids. NCBI's taxonomy places the organism in Eukaryota, Fungi, Ascomycota, Dothideomycetes, Mycosphaerellales, Mycosphaerellaceae. The record is from RefSeq and is a predicted model, not a curated record. The transcript has 2 exons. Gene Ontology annotation, cellular component: cytoplasm.